CAGAGGGGCUUCGCUAGCAGACGCAGAGGCGAGGCCGCCAGUCGAGGACGAAGGGGAGAUAACAUCAAGAUGCCAAAGACUGAGGAAACUGUGCUCCAGAAUGAUCCUAGUGUAGCAGAGAAUGGGGCCCCUGAGCCUAAAACACCAGGGCAGAGCCAGAAAAGCAAGAGUUUCUGUUUAGAUGACCAGUCUCCUGAGAGCAGACCUGAUGUCUUUUCUGUCACAGAUCUGAUAGAGACAGUUAAUGAAGUUUCCAAGCUGAGCAUUUCCCAUGAAAUUGUAGUAAACCAAGAUUUCUAUGUGGAAGAGACCAUUUUACCUCCAAACAGUGUAGAAGGCAGGUUUGCAGAGGCAAUGUACAAUGCUUUUUGGAACCAUCUGAAAGAACAGCUAUUGAGUACUCCUCCUGACUUCACUUGUGCUCUUGAACUUCUAAAAGAUGUUAAGGAGACCUUGCUAUCACUGCUAUUACCAUGACAGAACCGCCUAAGAAAUGAGAUAGAAGAAGCUCUGGACACAGAUCUCCUCAAGCAGGAAGCAGAACAUGGGGCCCUGGAUGUCCCUCAUCUUUCUAACCACAUUCUCAAUUUGAUGGCUCUGCUAUGUGCACCAGUUCGAGAUGAAGCGAUACAGAAACUAGAGACCAUAACAGAUCCAGUGCAGUUACUGAGGGGCAUCUUCCGUGUUCUGGGCCUAAUGAAAAUGGACAUGGUGAACUCUACCAUCCAGAGCUUUCGACCCUACCUGCAGGAGCAUUCCAUCCAGUAUGAACAAACUAAAUUCCAGGAACUCCUUGAUAAACAGCCCAUUCUCCUGGAUUAUACCACAAAAUUGCUAACCAAAGCAGCCACAGACAUCACUACACUACGUCCGAGUUCUCCUGACUCACCUAGCUCCUCCUGCAGCAUGGCGUGUUCACUUCCAAACGGGGCAGGUAACAACUCAGAGCCCCCCAGUCCAACAAUGGUGCUAUACCAAGGCUACCUGAACCUCCUCCUCUGGGAUCCUGAAAACGAAGAAUUCCCGGAGACUCUGCUGAUGGAUGGAAUCCGGCUCCAGGAACUGGCGUUCCAGUUGCACCAGUUAACUGUCCUGGCCUCAGUCUUGCUAGUGGCCAGAAGCUUCUCUGGUGAAGUUUUAUUCAGCUCACCUGAAUUUGUGGAUAGACUGAAAUGCAUCACCAAGGCCCUAACUGAGGAAUUUAUCUCCAGGCCUGAAGAGACUAUGCUGAGUGUGAGUGAACAGGUGUCUCAGGAAGUCCAUCAAGGCCUUAAGGACAUGGGCCUCACUACUCUGAGCAGUGAAAACACAGCGUCUCUGGAACUUGAUGCCGUUGUACAUGAUGGGCAGGAAGAGAAGCAACAUAUGGGGAAUAAUGCCUCCUCUCAGAGCUAA
This is a messenger RNA of Symphalangus syndactylus (siamang), 1395 nucleotides long. RefSeq names its product T-complex protein 11-like X-linked protein 2. NCBI's taxonomy places the organism in Eukaryota, Metazoa, Chordata, Mammalia, Primates, Hylobatidae. Gene Ontology annotation, cellular component: acrosomal vesicle; sperm flagellum. Gene Ontology annotation, biological process: regulation of sperm capacitation. The record is from RefSeq and is a predicted model, not a curated record.